Molecule: messenger RNA, 1368 nt
Organism: Eimeria maxima
Lineage: Eukaryota; Apicomplexa; Conoidasida; Eucoccidiorida; Eimeriidae
Exons: 1
Coding region: 1-1368 (455 amino acids)
Source: RefSeq, a predicted model, not a curated record
AUGGCACCUGCUGCUUGUUGGGUGUGGUUAGUAACACUCCUGGUCCCGUUUCACGAAAGGCACAUCAAGGCGUCCACAUGGGCAGCAUUAGCAGACUCUUCGCUUUUGGGCUCCAUUACCGCGACAGGGGCACCCUCCCUAGCACCUGCUGUCGCCCUUCAUGAAGGUCGCCGGAGAUCUUCAGGUCUGUCCAGCUCUUCCAGCGCAUUCGCUGAAGUUGGCGCCUCCACACGAAGCUCAACAGACAGGGAUGAUGAGGCGCCGACCCCAGAACGGAGCAACAAGAAGCGAAGGAAGAGAAUGGUCCUUCUGCCCCCCAAGGGCAAACGCAGCAAGCCGGAGAGGAAGAGCAACAAAGCCACUUUUGGGCAUAAGGAGCGUGCUGAUGGGCCCAGUAACAAUACUGCUGAGGCUCAGGAGGGCUUUAAGGAUGUGGUGGUUGAGCCCAUUGAAGUAGACAGUAGCGAACCACCGUCAGAGACGCCUGCAAAAUUAGAUGCGGCAGCAACUGGAGGACCAGAACAGCAGGCGAGUGCUGCGCAGCAAGCAGAAGCAGCGGCACGAGGACGUGCCGGACCAGAAGAAAGUGCUGUACAGAAAGCAGAUGCAUUGCCAGGUCGAAAACGGGGUCGCCAAGCUUCCUCUAAACGCCGACGAGGGACCGCCAGAGAGGGGCCCCACCCUCGGCGAGCUUCGGGUCGUCUGCUUGCGUUUAAAAGGUCUCUUAAGGGGUCCAAGGGGGCUUCGAAGAGCUCGACUAAGGGCAAGAACACAGCGCUGUUGAAAGAACCCAAACUCACCCCGGACUCCAGUCUUGACCCCGAAGACGGCUUUCCCAGAGUCCUACCCCGGCCCCCACAGAAAAAUGGCACCAGCCAUAGGAAUCUUCCUGUCGGCUGCAUGCCCGUGCAGGCAACACGAGGGAUGGAGGCCUUUGCUGAACAACUCCCUUCACAAGGAGUAGGCUGUAGGCUCCGAAUGGAAGCUGAGCAGAGCCAGCGCCAGGGGCAGAAGGAGCAGCAGCAUCACCAAAUGCAACAUUACCAGCCGCAGGCGAAGCAGGGGGAGACACAGGAUCAAAUCCACAAAGAGUGGCAGGAUGUCCCGCAAGACUUACCGCAGCAUCAGGGGGACCACCGACAUCAGGAGGACCCGCAGCCGGUUGUUCAGUACCACCAGCAGCAGGGCAUGCACGAGCGGCCAGGGGAGGAGCAGGAGAAACAACUUCAGCCGAAUCAGCAACAGGGAGAUGGGGCAAGACAACGGGAACAACGGGAUCAACAGCGGCUUGAGGAACAGCAACACCAGGAGAGGGACAGCAGCAGCAGCAGGGAGGACGAAACAAGUAUUAAGAUGACCGGAAGAUAG